Messenger RNA from Penicillium subrubescens, 354 nucleotides. Its product is annotated as putative tubulin-specific chaperone Rbl2. Bases 1 to 354 code for a protein of 117 amino acids. Lineage: Eukaryota; Fungi; Ascomycota; Eurotiomycetes; Eurotiales; Aspergillaceae. The transcript has 3 exons. Gene Ontology annotation, biological process: post-chaperonin tubulin folding pathway; tubulin complex assembly. Gene Ontology annotation, molecular function: beta-tubulin binding. The record is from RefSeq and is a predicted model, not a curated record. Gene Ontology annotation, cellular component: microtubule cytoskeleton; cytosol.
AUGCCUCCCCGCUCCCAGCUUGAGAUCAACACCUCCUCUGUCCUUCGCUUGGUGAAGGAGGAGGCCUCUUAUCACCGCGAGGCAGUGGAGCAGGUUGAGCGUAUCAAGAAGCUUGAGAACGACAAGAGUGAGGAUGAGAAUCGCGAGUAUUUGUUGCAGCAGGAGCACCGGGCUCUGGAGGAGACCAAGAAGGUGUUCCCUUCUUUGAAGAAGAAGCUCGCCGAGACUGUGGCGGAACUGCAGUCCCUCAUCGCUGAGGAAGCUGCCAAGGGCUCUGAGAGCAAUGUGGCCCAUAUCACCGCCGCAAAGGAGGCCAUCGCACAGGCCAAGACCGCAGAGCGCGAGGUCUCUUGA